Lodderomyces oxycetoniae is the source of this 429-nucleotide messenger RNA. RefSeq lists its product as uncharacterized. Bases 1 to 429 code for a protein of 142 amino acids. The transcript has 2 exons. The record is from RefSeq and is a predicted model, not a curated record. NCBI's taxonomy places the organism in Eukaryota, Fungi, Ascomycota, Pichiomycetes, Serinales, Debaryomycetaceae.
AUGUUUGCAAUCAAUGCGUCUAUUCUCCCACUUUGUUCAAGUACAAUCCCCACUUUACUUUCACUAAGAUGUUUGUUUUGUUCAUUUGUGUUGGAAGCAGUUGGGUUGAUGUUGAAUAUCACUGCAGUAAUCCAGAGUUUGAAAGCUGGUCAAAUGUUCCAAAUUGAGAAACAAAGAGGCAAAACGACAAUUAUCAAGACUAAUGUAGAGACGUACAUUAAUGUUUUCAAUAUUAUUGCUAUGGUGUUUUCCAUAUUAGCAACUUGCUCAUGUCUUUGCCUUGUCAUUAUUUGCGAAAGAGCACUAGAGUAUAUUGCAAAUAAAGCAGACCGAAGAGCUGUUAAAAAUACGCAAAAGAAACAAACUUUGAUUAGUACAGCUUCAUUAGAAAGGUUUAAUUGCUUGCAAGAUAAAUACUUUUCAGUGUGA